CGCUCUGCCUGCGUUACCGUGUGUCUGCGAAGGAAGGGAGGACUGGCAGCUUAGAAAAUAAACAAAAGACGAGCCCGGAUUAAUAAAUGUUUUUGACGAAAUCGAGAAUCUUUUAAUCGCGCGUUUGCAGUCUUUAGGUUGACCUAUCAGCAACGGCUGUCCGACCGGCCAUGAAUCCCGACCUAUCACUGCGUGUGAGCGUCUUCUCCGAACAAGGAGGAAGGAAAUACAUGGAGGAUUUAACCGAGGUGAUCGUGGAGCUCGAGCCCAGCGAGGAUGAGCUGCGGGCAGCCGGGCACACCGAUCCGAAGCCGGAUCAGGAGCCGGUCUCUGAAAGCGACCCGCCGGACUGCGCGGACAAGCCUUUGCCCGUCACGGUAACGUGGAGGAACACGCUGUCUACCGACGAGAGCGACGGAACGGAGCCGGCGGCGGGGGACAGCAGGAGAUCCGUCGCGUUCUUUGCCGUGUUUGACGGCCACGGAGGACGGGAAGCCGCGCUGUUCGCCCGGGACCAUCUCUGGGACUUUCUCAAGAAGCAGCGGGGCUUUUGGUCGAAGGAUUACCGGAAAGUUUGUGCCGCGAUUCGCAAGGGUUUCAUCGCAUGUCACCAUGCAAUGUGGAAAAAGCUUCCUGAAUGGCCAAAGACAUUAACUGGCCUCCCCAGUACUUCGGGCACUACAGCCAGUGUGGUGGUCAUCAGAGGAGACCGCAUGUUUGUGGCUCAUGUCGGGGACUCGUCUGUAGUGUUGGGUGUGAGGGAAGACCCAGCUGAUAAAGUCAUCAAAGCUGUGGAGGUCACGCAAGACCACAAGCCCGAGCUCCCGAAAGAGAAGCAGAGAAUUGAGGGACUGGGUGGCAGCGUGGUGAAGAAGUCUGGUGUAAACCGUGUGGUGUGGAAGAGGCCUAGGCUAACUCACAACGGCCCGGUCAGAAGGAGCACCCCGAUCGAUCAGAUCCCCUUCCUCGCUGUCGCCAGAGCUCUGGGUGAUCUGUGGAGCUAUGACUUCUACAGUGGUGAGUUUGUGGUGUCUCCCGAGCCUGACACCAAUGUGGUGACCCUUGACCCUAAACGGCAUCGAUACAUCAUCGUUGGCAGCGAUGGCCUUUGGAACAUGGUGCCACCGCAGGAGGCAGUGACUGUGUGCCAGAGCCACGAUGAAGCUGUGGCACCUUUCGGGAUGUCAGUUGCGCGUCGGUUGGGAUGCCACGCAUUGAUGCGAUGGCGCCAGCGCAUGCUCCGUGCAGACAACACCAGCGUCAUAGUCAUCGCCCUUCCUGAGCCUGGCAAACCUCACCUACCUAUGCACAGAGACGAGGUCAUACUUAGCCUGGCAGAGGGCUCGCAUUGUGACUUCGCAAUAGGGUCCCGCUCCAUCACACCACUCAUCAAGACCCCAGAUCCCGACCUGUCCUCAGCCAGCAGCGAGUCUUUGCCUGCGCUGGAGAGGAGGAACGGUUUGUCAGGAGUGAGUCUGAGCGCAGAACCCCUGUUAGAGGAAAACCUCCCUUACACCGAGCUCACGGACAAAGCUGUGUGCCCCAGCGAGGGUAACCGGACCCCAGAGACGCCCCUGUCCCCACCGGAUGUGUCGAGCCCGGUGGGGAAGAGGCCCAGACGGAGCCCCCUCACCUUAAGCAGCUCCCGCCGGAGGACUAGUGAACGCUCCGUGCCCAAACGCAACGCCGGAAAGAGUCCCAAACGGACCCCCAGCGUCCCUAUACUCCAGCCCCGCAAAGCAACCCUCUGCGUCUGCUGAACUCCUCCAUCAGACUAAUACUAAGACGACGUACAUCCUGGUUUCUGAUGCUCUGCAUGGUCACAAGAAUAAAUAACUGCUAUUGUUUCUGUCCAUGUUUUUACUUUGUGCCACUGUUUCUGUUUGUAAUGUAGUUUUUUUUGUCUCUUUAUCAUUGUAUUUUUCUUUCAUUUUAAUGGUGUAAAGGUGAGCGUAAAAAAAAAAGAAGUCCUUUUUAGCAAUCAGAUUUAUAGUAAUUUUAUAAAACAAAUGCUGAUCAAAGGAAUAUUCAUUUAAAGGAUGUAUCUAAUCUUUUAAAUUAAGCAGCGUUAUUCAUCUCCGUCUUUAAGAUUUCAUGAAAUGCCUGUACAGAUUUUCUGAAAAUGACCAAAUAGUUGGAGGUAUACAAAAUAUAUUUUUAUACUUGUUAUAUUUUUCAAAAUAUCAAAUUUUCUCGCCCCACAUUGCUUGUGUGCACAUUUGCCCUUGCCAAUAUACUUUAUUGUUUGUGCAUUAAAUAUUCACACCGGUAUUCAAUGUAUUUGUUAGCGUUGUCCCGACUUUCUCAUUUUGAGUUGCUGCGUAUUUUUUUGUUUUCAGAGAGCAUGAGUUAAGACGCAUCUAAGACGUAUCUCUGAUCAUCGGACUAAUGUAUUUAUUUUCUUUUGAUAACGCUUGAGGAUUGCAUGUUCUGUUAUAUCCUUAGAAACCGUCUUUUUCUUGGAGCGUUUUGUUUCUUGACUGUUCACCUUUUCCGUAUGUAUUUCGGUAUCGUAAGUUAUUUAAUAUCGAUAAUGUCUGUUAAUGUAAAGCAGAUAACAUCUUCCAACACCAGUUCCAGAGCUAACGUGAAGUGUGUUUAUGAGCCGAUGUUUAGACGAAGGUGUGUACAGCACGUUUUUGACGGGAUGUUUGUCGCCCCGUGUUUUGAGACUUUGCCUUUUCCGAGGAGAUUUUCCAGUAAACUGUCAAGGUGGAUAAUAAGUGAUGUUUUCAUGGUGUUUUUACCCUUAGAGAUGAACUUUCACUAUGUGUUAUAGUGGCAGCUUUGGUUUGACUGCUCAUGUGAUGUUGCCUGAAUGACAGUGGCUGUUUGAUGGAUGGUUUCUUUCAAAAAAAAAAAAAAAAAAAAAAAAAACAUAUUUCCAACACAUCUACGAAGGCCCUAGAUAAUGACAUUUGAGAGAUAGAGGAAACGUAAAUGAUAUCGUUUAGAUCGGAUUCUGCAUGUUAAAACCUGUAGAGUGUGAUUUAUAUUAUUUUUAAUUUUUGUACCCUUUUGUUCCCUGCCGAAAGCGGUGGCGAUGUCAAGUUGUAAUAUCUCCUUCAACAGGGACAGUUGGGCUUCGUGGAGGCUUUCCUCUUUCACUGUGGUUUUCUGAAAUGGGUGAUCGGUUGGAUUUAACUGUAUCUCUCUUUAAAAGGGGAUGGAGUAUUAGUAUAUUGGAUGCUGUCUUGUUCAGGGUUUGGUUUAUUUUUUUGGAAUUGCAAUAAAGAGAUGCUCUGUUUUGUGUUUAAAUAGUUA
This is a messenger RNA of Puntigrus tetrazona (Sumatra barb), 3264 nucleotides long. It is a transcript of the gene ppm1db, whose product is annotated as protein phosphatase, Mg2+/Mn2+ dependent, 1Db. The transcript is spliced from 6 exons. The record is from RefSeq and is a predicted model, not a curated record. Lineage: Eukaryota; Metazoa; Chordata; Actinopteri; Cypriniformes; Cyprinidae. Gene Ontology annotation, cellular component: cytosol; nucleus. Gene Ontology annotation, molecular function: protein serine/threonine phosphatase activity; mitogen-activated protein kinase binding; cation binding. Gene Ontology annotation, biological process: protein dephosphorylation. The coding region runs from base 171 to 1760 and encodes 529 amino acids.